CGCCGUCAUGCGCUGGGGUAUGCCGCCCCAGGACGCCUUCACCUCCCAGUGGCUCGUGAGGGACCUGCGGGGCAAAACCGAGAAGGAGUUCAAGGCCUACGUGUCCCUGUUCAUGCGCCACCUGUGCGAGCCGGGCGCCGACGGCUCCGAGACCUUCGCGGACGGCGUCCCCCGGGAGGGGCUGUCCCGGCAGCAGGUGCUGACCCGCAUCGGGGUCAUGUCCCUCGUCAAGAAAAAGGUGCAGGAAGGAGCCCAGGGCUGA
Molecule: messenger RNA, 262 nt
Organism: Ficedula albicollis (Collared flycatcher)
Lineage: Eukaryota; Metazoa; Chordata; Aves; Passeriformes; Muscicapidae
Product: chromodomain-helicase-DNA-binding protein 3-like
Exons: 4
Coding region: 8-262 (84 amino acids)
Biological process (GO): chromatin remodeling
Molecular function (GO): DNA binding
Source: RefSeq, a predicted model, not a curated record